CCAAGUGCUACAGGCCAAACUGCGUAUGCUCUGUGCAAAGGGUGAAAAUUAUGUGAAAAGUGACACCAACAAGCACUGAAAACACUUCCAAAUGGCUACACAGAAACCGGGUGAAUGGGCCAACUCACUGUUGGCCCGUUUUGAGGAGCAGCUUCCGUAUCGUACUGGUCCACACGGAACCCAAGCACGGCUCAGCAUCGAUGAAACUAUGAACUGUUUGAUACAGAUCUCCCGUUACCGCUUUUCGCUGGUUAUCUCCGGCCUGACGAAAAUGUUGCAGCGCGUGAACGAAAUUUUUAUUAUUUUACAGUUUCAACCGCCUGCCUGCCGCGGCCACGAACCGGAACGCUGUUGCUAUGAUUCGCUGAUCAUAAUCUUAGAAACGCUGGAACGUUGUUUGUCUGGACAGUCGAAGGAUACGGCGCGGUUUGAGGAAGCGAUGAACGUGAAGCUACUUUUGCGAGAAAUUUGUCAGUUUAUCGAUAUUCAAAAUGAGAACAAUCAAAAUGCAACAUCGCUGAAAGCUCUGGCAUCCAAGGUGCUGUUCGCGCUGUCUCAAAAUCAUUUCGGCGCGGUAUUUAAUCGCAUAUCGGCCCGGCUACAAGAGCUCAGCACUUGCGCGGAGGAGAACCCCGACUACAGUGACAUUGAGCUCAUUCAGCACAUCGAUCUCGAUGUGCACCGGUUGACGAAACUGCUCACGGAAACGAUUCAGAAGUUUAAAUCGUUGAAAAAGUCCGCGCACAUGAUACUGCUCAGUUCGCUCGAGAAAGCGCUCUGGAACUGGAUCGAGUUUCAUCCGAAGGAGUUCGAAGACCUGCAACGCAACCCGAACGACGAGCUGAGCAAGUGCUGUGAAACGUUUUUCGACAUACUGGACUCGUAUUCAGAGAACAAAAAGGCUCGAGCCGCCGUUUGGCCCCUCCAGAUAAUGCUGUUGAUACUGAGCCCGAAGGUGCUGGAGGAGAUUGUGAAUGCCGAUUCGGGUGCCCCGUGUUCACCGCGCCAUCUCAAAAAGAAGCACUUCAUGGAAGGCAUCAAGAAGGGGCUGGGAGCCCACGCAUCGUCUAAACAAUCAACCGAAUCGGCCGCUAUCGCGUGUGUGAAAUUGUGCAAAGCAUCCACGUACAUCAACAUAAACGAUUCGAACAACGUCACGUUUCAGCUCGUGCAGAGCGUCAUUAACGAUCUAAAGGCACUGCUGUUCAAUCCAGCGAAACCGUUCUCGCGAGGACAAGGUUUCAACUUUCAGGACAUCGAUCUCAUGAUCGACUGCUGGGUAUCGUGCUUUCGUAUAAAGCCACACAACAACGAAGCACUGAAGGUGUGCCUCAGCCUCAACUCGCCUCCUGCCUAUCACUUCGUCAUCGUAAGCUCGCUGUUAAAAAUUGUCACCCAGGCCCGGUUACCGUGGUGGCCCCAGAUCGAUCUUGUGUAUGCGAGAUCGGGCGAGCUGCGAGGUCUCUUUACCGAUACGCUGAACAAAGCGACUCAGGGUUACAUCGCACACACGCCGCUGCGCAUGAUCACCUCAUUGACGCUUAAAUCCAAAGAUGCUCAGAGCCGACUGACGAGGCCCGACGAGGGACCGGCGCACAAAGCGUUGCUCCUGCUGAUGGUGCGUCUCAUCCAUGCCGAUCCGAUGCUGCUGCUAAACAGCCUCGGAAAGGCAGGCCACGAGGUGCAAAGCUCUACGCUCGAGCUAAUCAAUGGGCUGGUAUCGCUGGUCCACCAACCAACCAUGCCCGACGUGGCACAGGAAGCGAUGGAGGCACUGCUCGCGCUCCACUCGCCGGACAAGAUUGAGGUGUGGAACCCGGAGGCCCCGAUCAAUACGUUCUGGGACGUUAGUUCGCAGGUGUUGUUUUCGAUAUCGCAAAAGCUUAUCCAGCAUCAGAUUGCCAACUACACGGACGUGCUCAAGUGGCUACGCGAGAUACUGAUUUGCCGCAACACGUUCCUGCAGCGGCACAAGGAUUACGCAAACGUCGGGAGCCAGAUAGCGAUCUGCCGCCAGGCACACAUCAAGCUCGAAGUGGUGUUCUUCAUGUAUCUGUGGUCGGUCGAUUUGGAUGCGGUCAUGGUGUCGCUGUCCUGCUUCGGAUUGCUUUGCGAAGAGGCCGAAAUACGGUCCGGUUCGGAUGAGCUUACGGUUGGCUUUAUACUGCCAAACUAUCACCUCUACCAGGAGCUGUCUCAUACCUCGGCCACGCUAACGUCGCCACAGAACGCCGAAUCGCGGUACAGCUUUUUCGAGCAUCUGCACGGACGCGUCACCUUGCAGCGCAACAUAAUGUCGCUCCUGCGCAAGAUUGAACAUUGCGUGAACGGUGUACAGCCCGCAUGGGAGGAAACAUUUCGCAACUGGGAGGUGACGAGCAAGCUGUUGCAGAACUAUCCCAAGGGCAAACCGGAGGAGGGACAGGCGGAAGUUUUCCACCGUAGCAUGGGCAAACGACGGGCGAGCCACCAGAGCUCGGAGCACGAUCUCGAAGAGCAGAUAACCGAAUGGGCCAACAUGACCUGGUUUCUGCUAGCGCUCGGUGGCGUCUGUCUGCAGAAACCGCGCAACCAGCGGCAGACGGCGCAAGGCUACAACCUGCCGCUGGGAACCGCUGGCCCUUCGCUGAUGCAGUCGACCACCUCGCUGUCCAGCUCGAGCUCCGGCCGUGGCUCGAUGCACCCGAUCAUGGGCUCGCUGGUAUCGUCGAUCGGGCCGGGUAGCAGCCAGGAGGUGCAGUACUGUCCCGUGACACAGUUUAUCGGCCAGCUGCUGCGGUUGCUGGUGUGCAACAACGAAAAGUUCGGUCCGCAGAUUCAGAAGCACGUGAAGGAACUGGUCGGUCAGGAGAUGUCGUCCCAGCUGUACCCGAUUCUGUUCGACCAGAUCCGGUCGAUCGUGGAAAAGUUUUUCGAUCAGCAGGGCCAGGUGGUGGUGACGGAUAUUAACACGCAGUUUAUCGAGCACACCAUCUACAUAAUGAAGUCGGUGCUGGACGGCCGACAGAGCAAGGAUCAGAAUGAUCAGCCCGCCAACUCGGAACAUCUGGGCGUGACGAGCAUCGAAAACUUGAUGCUUGCGAUCGUGCGCUACGUGCGCCAUCUGGACAUGACCGUGCAUGCAAUCCACAUCAAGACCAAGCUCUGCCAGCUGGUGGAAGUGAUGAUGAAGCGGCGAGAUGAUCUUGCCUUCCGGCAGGAGAUGAAGUUCCGCAACAAGCUGGUAGAAUAUCUGACCGAUUGGGUGAUGGGCACGUCGCACCAGAUAGCUCCACCCGGCUCGGGCGACGUGACCGUCAUAACGCGCGACCUGGAUCAGGCGUGCAUGGAGGCGGUGGCGGCACUGUUGCGCGGAUUGCCCCUGCAGCCGGAAGAGUCCGAUCGGGGCGAUCUGAUGGAUGCGAAGAGUGCGUUGUUUUUGAAGUAUUUCACCCUGUUUAUGAACCUGCUGAACGACUGUGUGGACGGGUCGGAGGCGGACAAGGAUACGAACAAUCCGCCACUGUUGCCUCCCCGGCCGCGGGUUGCCGCCGGGAAGCUUACCGCGCUGCGAAACGCAACCAUUCAGGCGAUGUCCAAUCUGCUUAGCGCGAACAUCGAUUCCGGUCUGAUGCAUUCGAUCGAUCUUGGCUACAAUCCCGAUCUGCAGACGCGCGCCGCGUUUAUGGAGGUGCUGACCCAGAUUCUGCAGCAGGGAACCGAGUUCGAUACGCUCGCGGAAUCGGUGAUGGCCGAUCGGUUCGAGCAGCUGGUACAGCUGGUGACAAUGAUAAGCGACAAGGGCGAACUGCCGAUCGCAAUGGCGCUCGCGUCCGUCGUCACUACCUCCCAGAUGGACGAGCUGGCGCGCGUGCUCGUCACGCUGUUCGAUGCGAAGCACCUGCUGUCACCGCUGCUGUGGAAUAUGUUCUACCGGGAGGUGGAGGUGUCGGACUGCAUGCAGACACUGUUCCGCGGCAACUCGCUCGGCAGCAAAAUAAUGGCGUUCUGCUUCAAGAUUUACGGUGCGAGCUACUUGCAGGGGCUUUUGGAACCCCUGAUUCGGCCAUUGCUGGAGGAACCGACCAGCAGCUUCGAGGUGGAUCCGGCCCGCAUCGAGUCGAGCGAGGACAUCGAGAACAAUCGUAAAAAUCUGAUAGCUCUCACGCAGAAGGUGUUUGACGCGAUCGUCAAUUCGGCUGACCGGUUCCCGCCGCAGCUGCGCUCGAUGUGCCACUGUUUGUAUCAGGUGCUGAGCAAGCGAUUCCCGAACCUGCUGCAAAAUAAUAUCGGUGCCGUCGGGACGGUCAUUUUCCUGCGCUUCAUCAACCCAGCGAUAGUGUCGCCGCAGGAGCUGGGCAUCGUCGGCAAGCAGGUACCGACGCAGAUCAAGCGAGGCCUGAUGCUGAUGUCGAAAAUUCUGCAAAACAUUGCGAACCACGUGGAAUUUUCUAAGGAGCAGCAUAUGCUGUGCUUCAACGAUUUUCUGCGCGCGCACUUUGAAGCGGGCAGGCGCUUCUUCAUUCAGAUAGCAUCCGACUGCGAAACGGUCGAUCAAACGUCGCACAGCAUGAGCUUCAUAUCGGACGCCAAUGUGCUGGCGCUGCAUCGUCUACUGUGGUCGCACCAGGAGCGCAUCGGAGACUAUCUGUCGAGCAGUCGCGAUCACAAGGCGGUUGGAAGGCGGCCGUUCGAUAAGAUGGCCACACUGCUCGCAUACCUGGGCCCCCCGGAACACAAACCGGUCGAUUCGCAUCUGCUCUUCUCGUCGUACGCUCGCUGGAGCUCGAUAGACAUGUCGUCGACCAAUUUCGAGGAGAUAAUGGUGAAGCACCAGAUGCACGAGAAGGAAGAGUUUAAAACUCUAAAGUCGAUGAACAUCUUCUACCAGGCCGGCACGAGCAAGGCGGGUAAUCCCGUGUUCUACUACAUUGCCCGUCGUUACAAGAUUGGCGAAACGAAUGGCGAUCUGCUGAUCUACCACGUGAUACUGACGCUGAAACCGUUCUGCCACUCGCCGUUCGAGGUGGUGAUAGACUUCACGCACACCUGCUCGGACAACCGCUUCCGCACCGAGUUCCUGCAGAAAUGGUUCUACGUGCUGCCGGAGGUGGCGUACGAGAAUCUGUACGCGGCUUACAUCUACAACUGCAACUCUUGGGUACGGGAAUACACCAAGUUUCAUGAUCGUAUCCUCGCCCCGCUGAAGGGCUGUCGGAAGCUGAUUUUUCUUGACUCACCGGCGAAGCUGAACGAUGUGAUUGAUCCGGAGCAGCAGAAGCUACCCGGGGCCACGCUGUCGCUCGACGAAGAUUUGAAGGUGUUUAACAAUGCGCUCAAGCUGAGCCACAAGGAUACGAAGGUAGCGAUAAAGGUGGGCCCGACGGCGCUACAGAUUACAUCGGCCGAAAAGACAAAGGUGCUGGCACAUUCGGUGCUGCUGAACGACGUGUAUUACGCGUCGGAGAUUGAGGAAGUGUGCCUGGUGGACGACAACCAGUUUACGCUGUCGAUCGCCAAUGAAAGCUCGCAGCUCAGCUUCAUCCACAACGAUUGCGAUAACAUCGUGCAGGCGAUCAUCCACAUACGGAACCGGUGGGAGCUGAGCCAGCCCGACUCGGUUACGGUGCAUCAGAAGAUCCGCCCAAAGGAUGUGCCUGGAACGCUGCUGAAUAUGGCACUGCUGAACCUGGGCUCGUCGGAUCCAAACCUUCGUACCGCUGCGUACAACCAGCUGUGCGCCCUAACCGCUACCUUCGAUCUCAAGAUCGAGGGACAGCUGCUGGAAACGCAGGGACUGUGCAUACCGUCGAACAAUACGAUCUUUAUUAAAUCGGUCAGCGAAACGCUGGCUACCAACGAGCCGCACCUGACGCUGGAAUUCCUCGAAGAGUGCAUCCAAGGCUUUCAGCGCAGCACGAUCGAGUUGAAGCACUUGUGUCUCGAGUACAUGACGCCCUGGCUGGCUAAUCUCGUGCGUUUCUGUAAACCGUCGGACGAAGGCAAACGCCAAAAGCAGGUGGCACUGAUACUGGAAAAGCUGAUCAAUCUCACGAUCGAGCAGAAGGAGAUGUACCCAUCGAUACAGGCCAAAAUCUGGGGCUCGAUCGGACAGAUACCCGAGCUGAUCGAUAUGGUGCUGGACAACUUUAUUCACAAAUCCGUAAGCUCCGGUCUCGGAUCGCCACAGGUGGAAAUAAUGGCCGACACCGCUGUUGCGCUUGCCUCCGCCAACGUGCAGCUGGUGGCGAAAAAGGUGAUUGGGCGGCUGUGUCGCGUGAUGGACAAAACGUGCCAUUCGCCGACCCAGUACCUCGAGCAGCACAUGAUGUGGGACGACAUUGCUAUACUCGCCCGCUACCUGCUGAUGCUCUCGUUCAACAACUGUCUCGAUGUGGCCCGACAUCUGCCGUACCUAUUUCACACGGUAACGUUUCUCGUGUGCACCGGUUCGCUGUCGAUGCGUGCCUCGACGCACGGGCUCGUCAUCAACAUCAUCCACUCGCUCUGUACCUGCACGAAGCCGUCCUUCUCGGAGGAAACGCAGCGAGUGCUGCGCUUGUCGCUGGACGAGUUCUCCCUGCCGAAGUUCUAUCUGCUGUUCGGCAUCAGCAAAGUAAAGUCGGCCGCCGUGACCGCGUUCCGCUCGUCCUGCCGCCAUCCCAACGAUCGGUGGCUGGGCAACGAGCGCGUAUCACAGGCGCCGCCCGCCGAUCGCGAGCGGCUUGCGCUCCCGUCGCUGGAAGUCAUUACCGAGGCGUUGCUAGAAAUCAUGGAGGCCUGCAUGCGCGACAUUCCCGACUGCGAGUGGCUGCACACGUGGAUAUCGCUGGCGAAAAGCUUCGCCUUCUGCUACAAUCCAGCGCUGCAGCCCCGGGCACUGAUCGUGUUUGGAUGCAUCUCAAAGAGUGUCACGGAUCAGGACGUGAAACAGCUGCUCCGCAUUCUGGUGAAAGCGCUCGAAUCGUUCAACGACAUCAUUCUGCUGGAGGCGCUCGUGAUGUGCCUGACGCGGCUUCAGCCACUGCUCCGUCCCGAGUCGCCCAUUCAUCAGGCACUGUUCUGGGUGGCGGUCAGCGUGUUGCAGCUGGACGAAUCUACACUGUACGCGGCCGGGCUGGCACUGCUCGAGCAAAAUCUGCACACGCUCAACUCGCAGCAGCUGUUCGACAACCAGAACAUUGCCGACGUGAUGAUGGCCACGCGCGAACCGCUCGAAUGGCAUUUCAAGCAGCUGGACCAUGCCGUCGGUUUGUCGUUCAAGUCCAACUUUCACUUUGCGCUCGUUGGCCAUCUGCUGAAAGGGUUCCGCCAUCCGACGCCCACCACCGUCUCGCGGACGUCCCGCGUGCUGACGAUGCUGCUCGGGAUCGUUGCCAAACCGCACCGACGCGAUAAGUUUGAGGUAACACCGGACAGUGUGGCCUAUCUAACCGCGCUCGUUUGCUUCUCCGAGGAGGUACGCUCACGGUGCCACGUCAAACACACCGUACCCCGGUGGCCGGUGGAGUCGGGUGGGUCUGGUGAUUCGGGCAGUGCCAGUAGCAGCGAUCCUUCGGCACCAAACUCCGCCGGCGGUGGACCACUAACCGGUGGCUCGGGUACGAUCACUUCUAGCUCGUCCGGGGGCAACAGUGUGCGACGCCAAAAGUCGUGGGAUAUGUUGGAUCAGUCCGCGAUUCAGUACGCACGCCAGUCGCACAAAGUACAGCAGCACCAGGAACCGGUGGUUAUCCGAGGGAAAUCGUGGAGAAGUCUCGAUUCAGCGCACAAUCCGCAUCUGGGAAUGAUCAGUCAUUCCUCUUUCGUUACUCACGGCAACACAACCACCACCACCACCACCAACAACAACAUGAUCAACAUGAACAGCAACACUCCAAAUGCCAUCACCACAGGCAUGCCUAACUCGAACACCAGCUCCAUCAUUACUAACAGCAGCAGCAACACUAACAAUUCUUCCACGGCUAGCAGUGCCUACGCAGCUGCUAGUGCCGCAGCCGCGUCCAUUGGCGUCGGUGCGUACCAAAGCCAGCGGAACGAUUUUCGGAACCGCCGCUCCUCGUCCGAACCGGCCAAUCAGAUGGUGCUGAUGAACCCGAACAUUGCCAAACUGAUUGCGCUCAAUCAGGGCCACACGCCCACGUACGGCUACGGUGCUGGUGGCGGUAGUGGUGUACCGGGGGCAACCGUCGCCCACGCGGUUGCCUCCGGACUGCCGCCAGUCGCCGGUACUGGGCCGCCCAUGCCGACGGCGGACGAAGAGCCUUCCGAGCAGACGCACAGGGACGCGCCCAAGCAAGGGACAAAGGACGAAAGCGAGAACUUUAUCGUCGACUGCUUGCAAGACAUAUCAUCGAUCAAAAUUGCACGAAUGCUGUUCAAAACCCACCGCUCCUUCUCCGUUCCAACGACCAAAGAACGUCUGGGUAAAUCGCCGCGGAUUGACAAUCGUCAGAAGGAAAGAGGUUCCCGGUCGUCGGUGUCGAACGAAUCGAACGUACUGCUCGAUCCGGAAGUGCUGCCCGAUUCCUCCACCCAAGCGCUGGUGCUGACGGUGCUGGCGACGUUGGUGAAGUACACCACGGACGAGGCCGAAACGCGUGUCCUGUACCAGUACCUAGCCGAAGGUUCCAUUGUGUUUCCCAAAGUUUUCCCAGUCAUCCACUCACUGCUGGAUCAGAAGGUGAACAAUGUGCUGUCGGUGUCGAACGAUCAGAUCGUGCUGGCGUCGGUGCAGAGCAUCAUCCAAAACAUGCUGGCAAGCGAGGACGCCAGCCAGCAACCGUUGCACUUUCUGCAGAGCUGCGGUUUCGGGGGACUGUGGCGGUUUGCCGGACCCUUCACCAAGUACAACAUGAUGGUCGAAUCGUCCGAGCUGUUCGUCAACUUUCUGGAAGCGAUGGUGGAAACGUGCCUGCCGAUGGAGGAAAGCAGCCCGAUCCCGCCGUCCCCGCGCCCGUACAAUCUCAGCUCGAGCCUGAGCAGCCUCACGCUCGGUUCGCCGACGGAUAAAGCAUUCUCAUCAGAAUCUCUAGAUCACGAUGGCUUUAGCGGAAGCGUCAGUUCGCUGCGCCGGGCAUCCUGCAGCAAGGCCCGGACCGGAAAGCACCGGUUCAUCGACAGCCCCACGCACAACAUCUAGUCGGAAAUCUGGUGGAGCGCCGGCCGGAUACUUCCAUCGAUUGUUGCCGCUGCGAGCCGCGCUGGAGCUUCCACCAACGACACGCACAACCGAACGCGACGACGCACAGCCGAGCGGUCGAAGGCGACCCACCGCUCGAUCGACAGUACGUACUACGAUUAACUCCUCCAAUUCGUUCCAUGGGCAAACGAAUGCAUAUUUGUAUAUCGCUGUAACAGUAUCGGUAUGAUUACAAUCCUACUACCAACUAGCUGGAAGUUCGCGCUCAGGACCACAUUUGGCAAAACCCGGGACCUCGAAGGAAGGGUUGACCGGAGCGCACCAUUUAGGUGGAGGAGGGUACAUGUUUGCUGAGACGGGGAAAGACGAUCUUGAGAUGGUCUGUUUAUGCAUCAAUUCUAGCGAAAAUCCUCUCCCUCUCUCCUUCCUUGCUGCUGAUACUUCGUUUGCUGAUAAGCGCGACAAGUUCGAUCCUGUUUGGUCCAAGGCUAGUUAAGUUUAACGCAUUAAUUGAAUGCAUAAUUUAUAGAAACCCCUCGUAAAACGACCACAGAGGAAUUCUGGUUGCCAUCCACACCUAAACCCCCCUCCCCCUCCCCCUCCAGUUUUGUUUGAAGGAAGCAAGGAUAAAGAGGAUUGAGGUUGUUGUAGUGCCAGCAAAGGAGAAGAAGAAGGAUAAAGAAAGCUCGCCCAGAGUUUAGGGGAAAGAAUAAUGGAUGAAAUUUACAACAAAAAAAAACUCACAAAUUACUAUUUUAAUAAAAACUAUUAACAUAAUAUGCAUGAUUAUCACUCAAAAGAAUCGAAUCAAUGGAAACGAAAUAUUUUCAUUAGGAAGCUGUAAGAUUUUGUAUUACAAUGCAUUUAGAACUGCAAGAUGAUUCAAUUGAAUCAUGCGCAUUAAAUGUAUAUUUUAUACAUAAAGUCUAUAAAUAAAUGUUUGAUCAUCCUAUAGAACAUU
This is a messenger RNA of Anopheles stephensi (Asian malaria mosquito), 10082 nucleotides long. It is a transcript of the gene Nf1, whose product is annotated as neurofibromin. Gene Ontology annotation, biological process: regulation of GTPase activity. Lineage: Eukaryota; Metazoa; Arthropoda; Insecta; Diptera; Culicidae. Bases 92 to 9121 code for a protein of 3009 amino acids. The record is from RefSeq and is a predicted model, not a curated record. The transcript has 11 exons.